Platichthys flesus (European flounder) is the source of this 1302-nucleotide messenger RNA. Its product is annotated as pre-mRNA-splicing factor RBM22-like. Gene Ontology annotation, cellular component: U2-type catalytic step 1 spliceosome; Prp19 complex; U2-type catalytic step 2 spliceosome. NCBI's taxonomy places the organism in Eukaryota, Metazoa, Chordata, Actinopteri, Pleuronectiformes, Pleuronectidae. Bases 1 to 1302 code for a protein of 433 amino acids. Gene Ontology annotation, molecular function: metal ion binding; pre-mRNA binding; U6 snRNA binding. The record is from RefSeq and is a predicted model, not a curated record. The transcript has 8 exons.
AUGUAUACAUUUUCCUUCUUUGCACUUCAGAACUGUGCUCGACCGUUCACUGUGUUCCGAACGUGUCGAGGGACACGGAUGCGUUUCAAGAAGAUGGAGGUCUGUCAGACCUGCAGCCAAAUGAACAAUGUUUGUCAGACACGUCUGCUAGACCUGGAAUAUGGUUUGCCUAUCCAGGUGCGAGACACUGGGCUUUGUGUUGAGGAUGAGGUUCCUAAGUCAGAUGUGAACAAAGAGUACUACGCUCAGAACAUGGAGAAAGAGAUAGCAAAAACUGAUAACACACGGCCGGUGGGCCAGUUGGGCAAGGCUCCUAACUCCAGUGAUAUGUUGCUGAAACUGGGCCGUAUGAUGACCAAUUUUAAGAAGAACCGGGCGCACAUCUGCUCCUCCUGGGUGAAGGGAGAGUGUAAGAGAGGGGAGGGGUGUCCCUACAGCCAUGAGAAGCCCACGGACCCCGACGAUCCUCUGGCUGACCAGAACAUAAAAGAUUGUUACUACGGUAUCAAGGACCCUGUUGCAGACAAGCUGCUGACAAGGGCCUCAACCAUGCCACAACUCGUCCCACCAGAUGACAAGUCGAUCUCCACCCUCUUCAUUGGGGGUUUGGGUGAUACUUUCACGGUUAGUGACCUCAAGAGUUACUUCUACCAGUUUGGUGAGAUUCGUACCAUUACCAUCGUCCAGCGGCAGCAGUGUGCCUUUAUCCAGUUUGCCACACGCCAGUCUGCUGAAACGGCUGCAGAGAAGUCCUUCAACAAACUGAUCAUUAAUGGACGAAGGCUCACUGUCAAAUGGGGAAGGUCUCAUGCAGCAAGAGGAAAGGAGGGUAUCAAAGAAGAUGUCCGCGAGAUGGGCACCAAACUUGAUCCUGUACCUGGGCUGCCUGGAGCUCUCCCUCCACCACCACCUUUGGAUGAAGAGAUUCAUGCAAAUUACUUCAACCUGGACCCAGGCAUUUCUCCUGCUGUCCUGAAAAUAGCUCUGCCCCCAACACCAGGAAUCAACCCACCUCCCACAGGUGAAAUUAUUACCUUGAGCUCACAGAUGAGGCUGACAUCAGGUCCAUACCCAAAUACAUUAUCUAUUAAACAUGAAACAACUAUUUAUAUAAUCUCUUAUUUUAUAAUGGUAUUUCGUUUUGUAAUCAUCAGCUGUUUUGGGCCUCUAAUGUUUCACCCCAUGGCUCCACCUAUGCCCCCUCCAAUGAGCAUGAGACCUAUCUUUUUUAUUCACUACCCCUCCCAGGAUCCUCAGCGCAUAUUUGCCCAUGCAGCACAUGGCGCACGCCCUGCAGAGUAG